GGGAUUUUUGCACCUCAACAGAUUAAUCCCCAAAAAAGAGCCGAAUAUGGGAAAUGACGUGCCUCAACAGCAUUACAGUUCUAGAAAGAGCCCCUGGAUUCCAGCGAGCAGAGAGAGCAUGCCAGUGGGGUCGGUCUCAGGGGAGGGGAGCCAAGGGCCACGGCUGUUUAAAGUGGGUCUAUAUCGGGAUGUGGAUAAAUAUCACGGGGUCCACAGCGCUGAGUAACCACUCUCUAAACGUAGCUGCUCACUGUUCAACUGCCUGCCCGUGUGUCCGUGUCUGGCUGACACUGAUAUUAUUGUUGAGAGUCGCGGAGAGAGCAGCCGUUACAUUUUCCACUUGCCGCCAUAUCAGAGGGGUCUCUCUCUCUCUCUCUCCUGGAUAUAUUUCCAUAGCGGAUUGACUGACUGACAGGCAGCGUCCGUCGAACAGCAGCCGGUUCUCUUCUCUCCAGCGUGAGGCCGCUUCCGGGAAACUAUGGGGAAAGAUUAUUAUAAAAUCCUGGGGAUAGUGAAAGGAGCCGCCGACGAGGACAUCAAAAAGGCGUACAGAAAACAGGCUCUGAAAUGGCACCCGGACAAAAACAAGGCGGCCAACGCCGAGGAGAAAUUUAAGGAGAUCGCCGAGGCAUAUGAAGUCCUCAGUGAUCCGAAGAAAAGGGAGAUAUAUGAUCAGUAUGGAGAAGAAGGUAGGCUAAUAUGACACUCUCCACCUUUCAUCAUAGUCUUCUUAUUUUGAUUGGCCGGUUUUCAUGUAAUUUCACCCACCGCAUCAUGGAGCGCGCACAUCAGAAGGUGUUGUUGCUGUGCGUAUAAUAUAAUGGUCCAUUAUCCAAUACAGACCGACAUUUUAACCACACUGGUUAGAGAAGACAACAGCAUUUCACUCUCAUUUUAUUUAUUAAUAACAUUUACUAUUAUAAUAAACCAAUAAGCUGUUAUUUUCCUUUUGUCAUGGUGCCAUAUCAGUCUGUCCAUAAGCAGACAUGGCUCUUGGUUGUUCAGAAAUAUAUAACAGGAAUUCUUUGCAAAGAUAAUGUGAGACUGUAUUAUUAUUACUGUCAAUCCACUGACCUGGAGACAUCCAGCUAUACUGCCAAUCCACUGACCUGGAGACAUCCAGCUAUACUGCCAAUCCACUGACCUGGAGACAUCCAGCUAUACUGUCAAUCCCACUGACCUGGAGACAAUCCAGCUAUACUGCCAAUCCACUGACCUGGAGACAUCCAGCUAUCACUGGCCAAUCCAACUGACCUGGAGACAUCCAGCUAUACUGCCAAUCCACUGACCUGGAGACAUCCAGCUAUACUGCCCAAUCCACUGACCUGGAGACAUCCAGCUAUAACCUGCCAAUCCACUGACCUGGAGACAUCCAGCUAUACUGCCAAUCCACUGACCUGGAGACAUCCAGCUAUACUGCCAAUCCACUGACCUGGAGACAUCCAGCUAUACUGCCAAUCCACUGACCUGGAGACAUCCAGCUAUACUGCCAAUCCACUGACCUGGAGACAUCCAGCUAUACUGCCAAUCCACUGACCUGGAGACAUCAGCAUACUGCCAUCCACUAGACUCCAAUCUCACCACUGACCUGGAGACAUCCAGCUAUACUGCCAAUCCACUGACCUGGAGACAUCCAGCUAUACUGCCAAUCCACUGACCUGGAGACAUCCAGCUUACUGCCAAUCCACUGACCUGGAGACAUCCAGCUAUACUGCCAAUCCACUGACCUGGAGAAUCCAGCUAUACUGCCAAUCCACUGACCUGGAGACAUCCAGCUAUACUGCCAAUCCACUGACCUGGAGACAUCCAGCUAUACUGCCAAUCCACUGACCUGGAGACAUCCAGCUAUACUCCAAUCCAUGACCUGGAGACAUCCAGCUAUACUGCCAAUCCACUGACCUGGAGACAUCCAGCUAUACUGCCAAUCCACUGACCUGGAGACAUCCAGCUAUACUGCCAAUCCACUGACCUGGAGACAUCCAGCUAUACUGCCAAUCCACUGACCUGGAGACAUCCAGCUAUACUGCCAAUCCACUGACCUGGAGACAUCCAGCUAUACUGGCCAAUCCACUGACCUGGAGACAUCCAGCUAUACUGCCAAUCCACUGACCUGGAGACAUCCAGCUAUACUGCCAAUCCACUGACCUGGAGACAUCCAGCUAUACUGCCAAUCCACUGACCUGGAGACAUCCAGCUAUACUGCCAAUCCACUGACCUGGAGACAUCCAGCUAUACUGCCAAUCCACUGACCUGGAGACAUCCAGCUAUACUGCCAAUCCACUGACCUGGAGACAUCCAGCUAUACUGCCAAUCCACUGACCUGGAGACAUCCAGCUAUACUGCCAAUCCACUGACCUGGAGACAUCCAGCUAUACUGCCAAUCCACUGACCUGGAGACAUCCAGCUAUAAUGCCAUGUGCUUAGAAAUGUAUUAUUCUCUGUAUUGUACAGUAUAGACCUGGAUCAAAUACAUUUAUGGCAAAUAUUCCGGCACAUUUGACUAAGACUAUCCCAUUGGACUGUUCCAUUGGUCCAAUCGACUAGGACUAUUCCAUUGGUCCCACUGACUAGGACUAUUCCAUUGGUCCCAUCGACUAGGACUAUUCCAUUGGUCCCACUGACUAGGACUAUUCCAUUGGUCCCACUGACUAGGCCUAUCCCAUUGGUCCCAUUGACUAGGACUAUCCCAUUGGUCCCACUGACUAGGACUAUCCCAUUGGUCCCAUUGACUAGGACUAUCCCAUUGGUCCCAUUGACUAGGACUAUUCCAUUGGUCCCAUUGACUAGGACUAUCCCAUUGGUCCCAUUGACUAGGACUAUCCCAUUGGUCCCAUUGACUAGGACUAUUCCAUUGGUCCCACUGACUAGGACUAUUCCAUUGGUCCCACAGACUAGGACUAUCCCAUUGGACUGUUCCAUUGGUCCCACUGACUAGGACUAUCCCAUUGGACUAUCCCAUUGGUCCCAUUGACUAGGACUAUCCCAUUGGUCCCACUGACUAGGACUAUUCCAUUGGUCCCAUUGACUAGGACUAUCCCAUUGGUCCCAUUGACUAGGGUUAUCCCAAUGGUCCCAUUGACUAGAACUAUCCCAUUGGUCCCAUUGACUAGGACUAUCCCAUUGGUCCCACUGACUAGGACUAUCCCAUUGGUCCCAUUGACUAGGACUAUCCCAUUGGUCCCACUGACUAGGACUAUCCCAUUGGUCCCACAGACUAGGACUAUUCCAUUGGUCCCAUUGACUAGGACUAUUCCAUUGGUCCCACUGACUAGGACUAUCCCAUUGGUCCCACUGACUAGGACUAUCCCAUUGGUCUCAUCUACUAGGACUAUCCCAUUGGUCCCAUUGACUAGGACUAUUCCAUUGGUCCCACUGACUAGGACUAUUCAAUUGGUCCCACUGACUAGGACUAUCCCAUUGGUCCCAUUGACUAGGACUAUCCCAUUGGUCCCAUUGACUAGGACUAUUCCAUUGGUUCCACUGACUAGGACUAUCCCAUUGGUCCCACUGACUAGGACCAUCCCAUUGGUUCCACUGACUAGGACUAUUCCAUUGGUUCCACUGACUAGGACUAUUCCAUUGGUCCCACUGACUAGGACUAUUCCAUUGGUUCCACUGACUAGGACUAUCCCAUUGGUCCCACUGACUAGGACUAUUCCAUUGGUCCCACUGACUAGGGUUAUCCCAUUGGUCCCACUGACUAGGACUAUUCCAUUGGUCCCACUGACUAGGACUAUCCCAUUGGUCCCAUUGACUAGCACUAUCCCAUUGGUCCCACUGACUAGGACUAUUCCAUUGGUCCCACUGACUAGGACUAUCCCAUUGGUCCCAUUGACUAGGACUAUCCCAUUGGUCCCAUUGACUAGGACUAUCCCAUUGGUUCCACUGACUAGGACUAUCCCAUUGGUCCCAUUGACUAGGACUAUUCCAUUGGUCCCACUGACUAGGGCUAUCCCAUUGGUCCCAUCGACUAGGACUAUCCCAUUGGUCCCAUUGACUAGGACUAUUCCAUUGGUCCCACCGACUAGGACUAUUCCAUUGGUCCCACUGACUAGGACUAUCCCAUUGGACUGUUCCAUUGGUCCCACUGACUAGGACUAUCCCAUUGGACUAUCCCAUUGGUCCCAUUGACUAGGACUAUUCCAUUGGUCCCAUUGACUAGGACUAUCCCAUUGGUCCCAUUGACUAGGACUAUUCCAUUGGUCCCACUGACUAGGACUAUCCCAUUGGACUGUUCCAUUGGUCCCACUGACUAGGACUAUCCCAUUGGACUGUCCCAUUGGUCCCACUGACUAGGACUAUCCCAUUGGACUGUCCCAUUGGUCCCACUGACUAGGACUAUCCCAUUGGUCCCAUUGACUAGGACUAUCCCAUUGGACUGUUCCAUUGGUCCCACUGACUAGGACUAUCCCAUUGGACUGUCCCAUUGGUCCCACUGACUAGGACUAUUCCAUUGGUCCCACUGACUAGGACUAUCCCAUUGGUCCCAUUGACUAGGACUAUCCCAUUGGUCCCACUGUAGGCAGCCGGGCAAACUCAAGUGAAGCUCAAGCAGGCAAUGUCAGAGUAAUUGAUGUAGCCUACAUGUAUGUAUUUGACCAAUGUCUAGUAGCCUAUAGGACAGCAAGUUAUCAGCAUUAUCUGAAUGGUUCCUGACUCAAAGGAGCCUAUCAAUACAUAUCAGCAUUACCUAUCAAUACAUAGGUUAUGAGAACUAUCUAUCAAUACAUAUCAGCACUAUCUAUCAAUACAUAGAUAUCAUUAUCUAUUGUUAUCAGUAUUAUCUAUCAAUGCAUAGGUUAUAAUAAUUAUCGAUACAAAGGUUAUCAUCAUUAUCAAUACAAAAGCUAAAUCAUUAUCAAUACUAUGGUUAUCAUCAUUAUCAAUACAUAGGUUAUCAAAUGAUCUAUCAAUACAUAAGUUAUCAGCAUUAUCUAUCAAUACAUAUCAGCAUUAUCUAACAAUACAUAAGUUAUCGGCAUUAUCUAUCGGUACAUAUCAUCAUUAUCUAUCAAUACAUAGGUUUUUCAGCAUUAUCUAUCAAUACAUAAGUUAUCGGCAUUAUCUAUCGGUACAUAUCAUCAUUAUCUAUCAAUACAUAGGUUUUUCAGCAUUAUCUAUCAAUACAUAAGUUAUCGGCAUUGUCUAUCAAUGCAUAAGUUAUCAGCAUUAUCUAACAAUGCAUAAGUUAUCAGCAUUAUCUAUCAAUGCAUAUCAGCAUUAUCUAACAAUACAUUAGUUAUCGCCAUUAUCUAUCAAUACAUGAUGUCAUUGUUUCCCGGCUGCUGUCACUCAGGUCUCACUACAUAAUAUGUUAAAUGUGAUGCAUUAUCUGAAUGAUUGAUGACUCCCGUGUCAUUUCCUGUCAGGUCUCAAAGGAGGCGGUGGCCCCGGUGGCGGUCCAGAUGGCCAGGGCAGCAACUUCACCUCCUACACGUUCCACGGAGACCCCCACGCCACCUUCGCCACAUUCUUCGGCGGCGCCAACCCUUUCGAGAUGUUCUUCGGACGCAAGGCCAACGGGCGCGGUCCGGGCGGAGACGACGAGGACAUGGAGGUGGACGGCAACGACCCGUUCGGCUCCUUCACCUCGUUUAAUCUCAACGGGUUCCCUCGGGACCGCCACGUGGGGCUGGGCGGGCAGCAGAGGAGGAAGCAGGACCCGGCCAUCCAUCACGAGCUGCGGGUAACACUAGAGGAAGUGUUUCAUGGUUGCACCAAGAGGAUGAAGAUCAGCAGGAAGAGGAUGAACCCAGACGGACGGACCAUGAGGACGGAGGAUAAGAUACUCACCAUAGAGAUUAAGAGAGGAUGGAAGGAAGGAACCAAGAUCACGUUCCCCAGAGAAGGGGACGAAUCGCCCAACACCAUCCCUGCUGAUAUCGUGUUCCUCAUCAAGGACAAGCCCCAUGCGCACUUUAGAAGGGAGGGGUCGGAUAUCGUGUACCCGGUGAAAGUUAGUCUACGACAGGUGAGAUGGGUUUUAGCUUGGCGGACCUUGGCAGCCCACCUUAUCAAAGUAAGAGUAAGGGGAAACACUGCCAAUAGAAAGUGGUUCAGUGUGGAAAAUGCUGUAGACCUGGACAUACAGAUACAGGUCAUGUUCAGUUAGCAGAUCGUAGCAAAACAUUUUGCAACAGAAAAUUAAGAUCUGUGAUCUUGUUGGUCAAGUUCAAGUCAUCCUUCCCAGUUUCACUCCAUUUCUCCACAUUUUCUCCUGGCCAUUGGUCUGCAGAAGGCAGAGAUAACAUGUGUCUCCCCAGGGUUAAGACUAAUGUAUUCAGCAACUAAAAAACAUUAUGAUAUAAGGAGACUACAAUUGCAUUGGGAAAGUAUUCAGACCCCUUCCCUUUUUCCACAUUUUGUUACGUUACAGCCUUAUUCUAAAAUGGAUGAAAUUAAUUGUUUUCCUCAUAAAUCUACACACAAUACCUGUGAUGAGAUGAAUUUGAAGGAGUCAGGCGCAGGAGGGUAAAUCACAGAAUAACAGGAUUGAUUCUGAACCACAGAGUUACGCAGAAAUGCGUCAAAACACUCCAGUGCACAAAACAGGCGCACUGGAAAAUACAAGGCACACAGGGAAUAUUCCCGUCGAUACAAAAUACACGGAGCUCCACCGAGCUUCUCUCUCCUCCACAAUAAACAAUCACCCACAAAGACCAGGGGGCAGAGGGAACACUUAUACAGGUACUAAUGAGGGGAUAUGAAUCAGGUGUGUGUAAUAAACAAGACAAAACAAAUGGAAUGAUGAGAUGAGGAGCGGCAGUGGCUAGAAGGCCGGUGACGACGAACGCCGAAGCCUGCCGGAACAAGGAGAGGAGGGAGCCUCGGAGGAAGUCGUGACAAUACCCCAUAAUGACAAAGCGAAAACAGGUUUUUAGAAACGUUUGCAAAUGUAUAAAAACAUAGAAAAAAAUAUACCUUAUUUACAUUAUUAUUCGGACCCUUUGCUAUGAGACACGAAAUUGAGCUCAGGUGCAUCCCGUUUCCAUUGAUCAUCCUUGAGAUGUUUCUACAACUUGAUUGGAGUCCACCUGUGGUAGAUUCAAUUGAUUGGACAUGAUUUGGAAAGGCACACACCUGUCUAUAUAAGGUCCCACAGUUGACAGUGCAUGUCAGAGCAAAAACCAAGCCAUGAGGUUGAAGGAAUUGUCCUUAGAGCUCCGAGACAGGAUUGUGUCGAGGCACAGACCUGGGGAAGGAUACCAAAACAUUUCUGCAGCAUUGAAGGUCCCCAAGAACACAGUGGCCUCCAUCAUUCUUAAAUGGAAGAAGUUUGGAACCACCAAGACUCUUCCUAGAGCUGGCCGCCCGGCCAAACUGAGCAAUCGGGGGAGAAGGGCCAUGGUCAGGGAGAUGACCAAUAACCUGAUGGUCACUCUGAGAGAGCUCCAGAGUUCCUGUGUAGAGAUGGGAGAACCUUCCAGAAGGACAACCAUCUCUGCAGCUUCUCAGUAAAAGGCACAUGACAGCCUGCUUGGAGUUUGCCAAAAGGCAACUAAAGGACUCUCAGACCAUGAGAAACAAGAUCUCUGGUCUGAUGAAAUCAAGAUUGAACUCAUUGGCCUGAAUGCCAAGGGUCACGUCUGGAGGAAACCUGGCACCAUCCCUACGGUGAAGCAUGGUGGUGGCAGCAUCAUGCUGUGGGGAUGUUUUUCAGCGGCAGGGACUGGGAGACUAGUCAGGAUCGAGGGAAAGAUGAACGGAGCAAAGUACAGAGAGAUCCUUGAUGAAAACCUGCUCCAGAGCGCUCAGGACCUCAGACUGGGGCGAAGGUUCACCUUCCAACAGGACAACGACCCUAAACACACAGCCAAGACAACGCAGGAGUGGCUUCAGGACAAGUCUCUGAAUGUCCUUGAAUGGCCCAGCCAGAGCCCAGACUUGAACCCAAUCUAACAUCUCUGGAAAGACCUGAAAAUAGCUGUGCAGCGACGCUCCCCAUCCAACCUGACAGAGCUUGAGAGGAUCUGCAGAGAAGAAUGGGAGAAACUCCCCAAAUACAGGUGUGCCAAGCUUGUAGGGUCAUACCGAAGAAGACUCGAGGCUGUAAUCGCUGCCAAAGUUGCUUCAACAAAGUACUGAGUAAAUAGUCUGAAUACUUAUGUAAAUGUAAUAUUUCAGUUGUCUUUUUUGCUAAAAUUUCUAAACACCUGUUUUUGCUUUGUCAUUAUGAGGUUUUGUGUGUAGAUUGAUGAGGGGGAAAAAACAAUUUAAUCAAUUUUAGAAUAAGGCUGUAACGUAACAAAAUGUGGAAAAAGUCAAGGGGUCUGAAUACUUUCCGAAUGCACUGUAUUAUGUUCUGUAAUUUACACUGUGACGGAGAGGAGAGGCAACAAUACUUCAGGAGAAGUGAGAGACGGACGGCUACUGUAGACAGUAGCUCACUGUGUUAGAACUACUAAUAUGGUCUGCUCUCUUCUCCUCGCUCCUCUCUCUCUCGCUCUCUCUUCUCCUCUCUCUCUGUCUCGCUCUCUCUUCUCCUCUCUCGUUCUCUUCUCCUCGCUCCUCUCUCGCUCUCUCUCUCUCUCUCUCGCUUCUCCUCUCUCCCUCUCUUCUCCUCUCUCCCUCUCUCUCGCUCUCUCUCUUCUCCUCUCUCUCUCUCUUCUCCUCUCUCGCUCUCUCCUUCGGUCCUCUCUCUCUCUCUCUUCUCCUCUCUCUCUUCUCCAUCUCUCUUCUCCUCUCUCCUCUCUCUCUUCUCCUCUCUCUCUUCGGUCCUCUCUCUCUCUCUCUUCUCCUCUCUCUCUUCUCCUCUCUCCUUCGGUCCCGUCUCUCUCUCUCUAUCUCUCUCUCUCUCUCUCUCUCCUCCUCUUCUCUCUUAUCGUGACUUCAGCUCAGUCGUGUUUUGAUUAUUUCUAAGAGAAAACAACAAAGUGCCUGUAAUGCUGUAUGAUGUCAUGGGUGCAUCCCAAACAACUCCCCAUUCCCUAUUUAGGGCCCAUUGGGCUCUGGUCGAAAUUAGUGCACUAUGUAAGGAAUAGGGUGCCAUCUGGGAAGCACUUUUGGGAAUGUGGUUGUUAUUCAUGCAAUUAAAAUAGCUUCACGUUAAAUCACAGCCUUGCUUAUCAGUAAUGGGGCAUAGUUUCUGCUUAAAGGAAAAGUCCUAUUUUAGCAAAGCACCAAACCAGAAGAACACAUGUUCAAUCUGUCAAGGAAAUCUAACCACAAAUCUGGAGGCGAUUCCAGACUAAUAAUAGCUAUAAUAGCUAGUUACAGUAUCUUGUGGUUUGUGUGUAUACAGUGGGGAGAACAAGUAUUUGAUACACUGCCGAUUUUGCAGGUUUUCCUACUUACAAAGCAUGUAGAGGUCUGUAAUUUUUAUCAUAGGUACACUUCAACUGUGAGAGACGGAAUCUAAAACAAAAAUCCAGAAAAUCACAUUGUAUGAUUUUUAAGUAAUUAAUUUGCAUUUUAUAGGAGAAUAGGAAAACCUGCAAAAUCGGCAGUGUAUCAAAUACUUGUUCUCCCCACUGUAUAAAUACAUACAUACAUACAUACAUAUAUACUUUUCCUUAAAAAAAGAUAUACACUUUCCUUUAUUACUUUCUAACCCCACCACCCCUCCCCUAACUGUAUGUGCACGUGUGUCUGAGUCUCUGUCUGUGUGUUGUCCACUCUGCCAACAUGUCAGUGUGUCUGAGUCUCUGUCUGUGUGUUGUCCACUCUGCCAACAUGUCAGUGUGUCUGAGUCUCUGUCUGUGUGUUGUCCACUCUGCCAACAUGUCAGUGUGUCUGAGUCUCUGUCUGUGUGUUGUCCACUCUGCCAACAUGUCAUUGUGUCUGAGUCUCUGUCUGUGUGUUGUCCACUCUGCCAACAUGUCAUUGACUAUGUACUCUCUCCUUUACCUCUUCCAGUCGUUGUGUGGUUGCUCUGUGACGGUGUCUACGAUAGACGGGAAGACGUGCAACAUGAAGAUCACUGACGUGAUAAAGCCAGGCAUGAGACAGACUGUAGCUGGACAGGGCCUUCCCUUACCUAAGAACCCCGAGCAGAGAGGGGACCUGGUGGUGGAGUUUGACGUGAACUUUCCUGAGAGUCUCCCCGCCAACGCCAAGGAUGUCCUGAAGAGGCAUUUACCUGCAUCCUAGAAGAACAGAGACACAGAGACACACAGAGAUGGAGACACACAGAAAGACAGACACACAGAGAUGGAGACACACAGAGACAC
Coregonus sp. 'balchen' is the source of this 10169-nucleotide messenger RNA. NCBI's taxonomy places the organism in Eukaryota, Metazoa, Chordata, Actinopteri, Salmoniformes, Salmonidae. The record is from the annotation of a GenBank genome assembly.